AUGGCUUCAAGGCCAGUUUCGGCUGCCCGUCCGGCGGGGCAAGCACAGCCGGUGACGACGUCUUCCGGUAACGGCGAAGAUAACGGCGGUGUGCUCGUCAAAAGGCCCGCCUUCGGCACCAAGGGAAUCCCUUUCAGAGUCAAGACAAACUUCUUUCAUAUGAAUAAUGUUCCUACCGGAAUCAUUUAUCAUUGGGAAGUCGGGGUCACCACUCCUGCCGGGCUUGAAGUCAAGGAUCAGUCGACCUGCCGCAAGGCUCUUCAGGUCUACUCCGAGCAACCGAGCAGCCCCCUUUCCAAGAAAACUUAUGUUUUCGAUGGCAUGCAUAUCCUGUACACGGCGAAAAACUUCCCACAACAACGAUACUCGGCUGAGGUUGAAUGGGCGGAGAACUCUUCUCGUGCGAAGAACGGCAAAAGAAAUCUCUUCGUCGAGCUUCAAUACGUUGCCGACGUCGACUUUCGUGAACUUGCUAAGGCCAUCAAUGGCAAGAGUCUGGAGAUUCCUCAGAACUGCAUCCAGACCUUGAACAUUAUCCUAGCCCACCACCCUUCUGCCUCGCACUUCACCGUCGGCAAGGCUUUUUACCCGCUGAGGGAUCCGGAGUCGACCUUCACCUUGGCUCGUUCCCAUGUCGAACUUCACGUGGGAUACAGGACGUCCGUCCGAACGUCCGCAGGACGUGUCAUGUUGAAUUUGGACGUGGCAAACACGCUUACCUACAAGCCAGGACCGUUGAUCGACUUCUGUGCCCGAGCCGCACAGACCAGGAUUGAGCCCAACACCGUGUUGUCGCCCGUUGCAAGGUCUCGAAUCACUUCGGCGAUCAUCGGCCUCAAGGUUAGCUCUUCCAACGGCCAUCCCGAUGUUCCAACGCUCAAGGAGAACGGCGAGGCCAAGCUUUGGAGCUGGAAGAUCUUCGGCAUCUCCAAGGAUCCGGUUUCGAAGACCACCUUCAAGCUCCAAGAUGGCAAGGAAGUCACCGUCGCCAGCUACUUUGAGCAGAAGUAUGGAGUGAAGAUCCGAUAUCCCAACUUGCCGUGUUUCAACGCCGACAAGAACAAGGCGGAGCCCAAAUACAUUCCCCUCGAGUUCGCUAUCGUCGAUGAGAAGCAACUCUUCAGGAAGACUCUUGAAGGGCCCCAGUCAAGGGAAAUGAUUGAUAUCACUUGCCAACCUCCAGCGAAACGAGCGCAGAAGAUUAUGGAUGCGUUUGAGAGGAUCCGAUCUCCGGACAGCAUUCUCAACGAGUUCUCUAUCAACGUCAAUGGAGACAUGAUGAAGGUCGACGCUCGCAUGCUCCAGCCUCCGAAGCUCAAGUACGGGUCGACCUCGAAGCAACCUGAAGUGGUCCCAGGAGAAGGCGCUUGGAACCUGCGUGACAAGAAAAUGUUCCUCGGUACGGAGCUCAAAUCGUGGGCCGUCAUCUGCUUCGGCGACAAACAGCGAACGUACCCCCCACAAAACGUUGACCGCUUCGUUGCGGAGAUGGGUAAAACCUGCCAAGCGACCGGCAUGAACGUUGCCAUGAGGGACCCACUCGUCAUCUGGGAGCCUGGCGCAGCCCGUGACCCGGAAGAAGUGGGCAUUGCUAUCGGAAACGCCAUCAAGAACAGCAAAAUCAAGCCACAGAUCAUCAUGUGCCUCUUGCCCGCCGUGGGAGCCGAUCCCGUGUACAAUGCGAUCAAGCUCUACGCCGACACGAUUACCGGGAUCCAAACUACUUGCAUUGCUCAAAAGCAUGUGCAGAAGGCGGCCGUGCAAUACUGUGCUAAUGUCUGCAUGAAGCUCAACUUGAAGCUCGGUGGUAUCACGGUGGAGUUGAGUGCGAAGCCGACAUGGGUAUCCAGCGCACCUACAAUGAUUCUUGGGGCGGACGUCACUCAUCCUACCUUCGGCGACCGUACAAUGCCGUCCAUCGCUGCGGUAGUGGGCACCUUGAACGCCGCCUGCUCCGCCUUCAAGUCUUCGAUCAAAAUUCAAGAUGCCCGAAUGGAGACUUUGACUUCCUUGACCGAACAAAUGAUUGAGAUCUUCACGGCGUUCGUCAAAAAGAAUGGCCGAGGACCAGCGCGCAUCCUGUUCUACAGGGAUGGAGUCUCCGAAGGUGAAUUCGAGCCGGUGUCCAGAACCGAAAUUAAUGCUAUUCGAGCCGCCGCUGAGAAGAUGAGGGCCGGAUGGCGUCCACAAAUCACCUACGUUGCUUGUCAGAAGAGGCACAACGCUAGAUUCUUCCCGGACUUCGCCGCUGGCCAGGGCGGUGGUGGUGGUCCAGCUCGUGGAGGAUUCGGUGGAGGCCGUGGAGGAGGCCGGGGAGGCGGUGCAGCUGGCCGUGGUGGUGGUGGUGGGGGUAUCUCCUACCCGUACGACAAUGUCCCCCCGGGAACCGUCGUCGACUCGGGAAUCACACACCCGUCCUUGUUUGACUUCUUUUUGGUCUCUCAUGCUGGACUGAAGGGUACCUCGCGACCUGUCCACUACCAAGUGCUCCGAAACGAAUGCAAGCUGAACCAAGACGAGCUCCAAGCGCUUUCGUACGAGUUGUGCCAUCUUUACGGCAAAGCGACUCGGGCCGUUUCCGUUGUCACGCCCGUGUACUAUGCUCACACGGUCGCUGCUCGUGCUCGUUGCUGGUUUGCGGCCACUCGCGGCGAUAUCGGCAUGAGCCCCAGUCCUACCGACAUCAGGGAGAGUCUAGGCGUGGGCCAAGGUGGUGGAAAGUUGCCGAAGCUUCACCCUGACCUCGAGAACACCCUUUGGUUCAUGUGA
Messenger RNA from Fimicolochytrium jonesii, 2769 nucleotides. Its product is annotated as Piwi domain-containing protein. Gene Ontology annotation, molecular function: protein binding; RNA binding. The transcript has 8 exons. NCBI's taxonomy places the organism in Eukaryota, Fungi, Chytridiomycota, Chytridiomycetes, Spizellomycetales, Powellomycetaceae. Bases 1 to 2769 code for a protein of 922 amino acids. The record is from RefSeq and is a predicted model, not a curated record.